Molecule: messenger RNA, 1428 nt
Organism: Impatiens glandulifera
Lineage: Eukaryota; Viridiplantae; Streptophyta; Magnoliopsida; Ericales; Balsaminaceae
Product: replication protein A 70 kDa DNA-binding subunit A-like
Exons: 9
Coding region: 1-1428 (475 amino acids)
Biological process (GO): DNA recombination; DNA repair; DNA replication
Cellular component (GO): nucleus
Molecular function (GO): DNA binding
Source: RefSeq, a predicted model, not a curated record
AUGAAGUCUGUUUCUGAGAUUCUAAAUAUUCCGAGAUAUAAAUUUAAUUUUUCUGAUUACAAGGAGGUUAUUUCUAGAAGUGACAAUUGCUCACAACUAACAGUUAUUAUAGCUCGUCUUAUCAGUUUGGGCUCUAAGACUUUUAGCAAAACUGGAUAUAACACAGUUGCAAAACGUGGUUUAAACCUUCAAUUUUAUAGUGGAGAAGAUAUUAAUCUAACUUUAUGGGGAAACAUAGCCGAAAAUUUUGAAUUUGUUGAAGGAUCUAACAACCAAGAUCCUAUCGUAAUAGUUGUGACCGGCUUACUUGUCAAGUUAUACCAAGAUAUGGAUUGUCAUCAUGUCCUUUCUUCAACAACGGCCACACAAGUUUUUCAAAAUCUAAUGAUUCCAGAGGUGGUGACUAUGCGAGAAAGAUUUGCUGUCCAUCCAUCUCAAGUAUGUUUGUUGGAUGAUAUUGUUGAAAGUUCGAUGUCUUUACAAGAUGAGAUGAUGAAAGAUCGACACACAAUUGAGGAAUUAUACAACCUAUUGUCAAAUGAGGAAAGCAAGGAAUGUAUACGUACCGUUGAAGCGACAAUCAAUAAUGUAUGCAACUACAAUGGUUGGUUUUACUACUCUUGUGAUGAUUGUCGCGGAAAAGUAACGCUCGAGGGCGAUGUUUUUUUUUGCAACUCAUGUGUUAAAGUUACAAAAUAUCCUACUCCAAGAUAUAAAUUAGAGAUUGAGGUUGGUCACGAGUCAGGAGCUGCACUAUUUGUGCUUUUUGAUAGAGUUGUAAAUAAGUUAGUUAAUCUAACUGUUUCAGAUUUGUUACAAUUACAUCCGAGUUGUGACAAAGAUUUACCAUUGCCGUUAUCAUCAAUGUCAUCGCGAAAACUUGUGUUCCAAGAUAAAAUUACUGAUUACAACCUCAAGAAAAAAUCACACAAUUUUACAAUUAUAAAAGUGUUUGAUCCAAGUCAAUCACUCAUUACUCAACAGAUUAAAAUGCGAGAAUUACUUAAACAACAAGGCGUUUGGGCACCAUUGUCGAAGGAAAAGGCGGAGAUAGUUGCAGGUCCUGCAAAGGAGUCUACCUCUGGUAAAAUCACUACUGAGCUUGAGGCCUUUGAAGAGAAGGCACACUCAACGAUUUUACUUUAUCUGGCUGAUGAAGUGAUUACUGAGGUAUCAGAUGAAGAUACCGUAAUCGGUCUGUGGUCGAAGUUAGAGGCUUUGUACAUGACACAGUCACUAACUAACAAGUUUUUAUUGAAGCAACAUAUGUUCAGUCUUCGUAUGCUUAAAGACUCCGUAACUCUAAAGAAAGUUCGGUCAGCACUUCACACUAGAGAACUACGUCAUAAGGCGAGCGGUGAAAUUGUAGACAGUCAAGAAUUUGGGUUGAUUGUCACCAUAGUCAACUACAAAGGGUCUGGAAAGUAG